This is a messenger RNA of Dictyostelium purpureum, 546 nucleotides long. RefSeq lists its product as uncharacterized. Gene Ontology annotation, molecular function: zinc ion binding; guanosine deaminase activity. Gene Ontology annotation, biological process: purine nucleoside catabolic process. The transcript is spliced from 3 exons. The record is from RefSeq and is a predicted model, not a curated record. NCBI's taxonomy places the organism in Eukaryota, Evosea, Eumycetozoa, Dictyosteliales, Dictyosteliaceae. The annotation marks the transcript as partial.
AUGAGAUUUAUCUUUGCUUUAUUUUUAAUCAUUUUUGCAUUUGCAUCAGCACAUGCCGAUAGUUGUCCAUCAGACCCAUUCCUCCCAGUUGCACCAUCAGAUUUAGUUCAAGCUAAAGACUUAUCUGCUGAAGACCUUUUAUUCCACGAAAAGUAUAUGAAAAUUGCUUUAGAUCGUGUUAUUGAAGUUAAUGGUAAAUUUGGUGCAGCAAUCGUUCAUAAAAAUGGUACUUUGAUGUGUGUUUCUGUUAACCAAGGUUCAGUUUCUCGUAUUUACCAUGGUGAAAUCGCAGCAAUUAUUAACUGUACAAAUAUCUUUGCAUCAAAAGGUAUUGUCCAACCAACCUGGGAAGAUUAUUACAUUUACACUACUGGUGAACCAUGCCCAAUGUGUUCAGCUGCUAUCAUGUGGUCUAAAUUUGAUAAAGUUAUCUUUGGUUCUUAUGUUUCAAAUAUGUAUUGUGAACGUUGUUUCAACCAACUCCCAAUGGCUGCAAAUAAUAUUAUGAACCUUGGUUAUGGUAUUGGUCAUAAUACUCAAUUAAUU